Molecule: messenger RNA, 1815 nt
Organism: Ostreococcus tauri
Lineage: Eukaryota; Viridiplantae; Chlorophyta; Mamiellophyceae; Mamiellales; Bathycoccaceae
Product: FAD-dependent glycerol-3-phosphate dehydrogenase
Exons: 1
Coding region: 1-1815 (604 amino acids)
Biological process (GO): glycerol-3-phosphate metabolic process
Cellular component (GO): glycerol-3-phosphate dehydrogenase (FAD) complex; mitochondrion
Molecular function (GO): glycerol-3-phosphate dehydrogenase (quinone) activity
Source: RefSeq, a predicted model, not a curated record
AUGUCCCUCGGUCGCGCCGCGCGCGCCGCCACCGGCACCGCCGUGGCCAUCACCGCCACCGCGCUCGCCGUCAGAGGUUUUGCCCUUUCGAGCGACGACGAGCUUCCGAGAGACCCCUGGAGCGAGCAAGGUAGGCCUUUGCCCACGCGCGCAGAGACGAUCGCGUCGUUAAAGCGCGCGCGAACGACGCCCCACGACGUGCUGAUCAUCGGUGGUGGUGCGACGGGCUCGGGGUGCGCUCUGGACGCGGCAACGCGGGGGUUGAGCGUGGUGCUCGUCGAGGGCGAGGAUUUCGGCGCCGGUACGAGCGGACGGAGCACAAAGCUCGUGCACGGCGGCGUGCGGUAUCUCGAGAAGGCAGUGUUUCAGCUCGAUCCCGGGCAGUUAAAGUUAGUUUUUGAGGCGCUGCAGGAGCGGCGGCGGCUGCUGGCGAAUGCGCCGCACCUGACGCGGGCGCUGCCGAUCGCGACGCCGUGCUACGAGUGGUGGGAGGUGCCGUAUUACUGGGCGGGGAUGAAGGCGUACGAUCUCGUCGCUGGAUCGCAAGGGCUCACGAUGUCGAGCUACGCGAGGGCUUCCACGGUGAGUCGGAUGUUUCCGCAGUUGGCGGAGACGCGGUUGGACAUCGGACGUCGAUCGAUGAAGGGGGCAAUCGUGUACUAUGACGGACAGUUUGACGACGCGAGAAUGAAUGUCGCCUUGGCCUGCACGGCGGCGCACGCGGGCGCCGCCGUGGUGAAUCACACCAAAGUGAUCAAGUUUUAUAAGGAUGGCGAUAAAAUUGUGGGUGUGCGCGCGCGCGAUAUGUUAACCGGGAGCGAGUACGAUGUGUACGCCAAGGUUGUCAUCAACGCGAGCGGACCCUUCACAGACGAGAUCAGAAAAUUGUCCGAUAACGAGGCUCAGAAGAUCAUGACGCCCGCUGCCGGGACUCACUUGACGCUUCCGGCGUACUAUUGUCCGAGUGAUUUGGGUAUGAUCAUUCCCAAGACGAAGGAUGGUCGAGUCGUUUUUGUCCUCCCUUGGCUCGGCGCGUGCGUCGCGGGUACAACAGACACGUUGUCCGAGGUUACGAUGACGCCAUCGGCGACAAAGGACGAAAUCGAUUUCAUUUUAGAAUCGAUCGCACCGUUUCUCAAGGUUGAAGCGAGACGUGCGGAUAUCCUGAGUGCGUGGAGUGGGAUUCGCCCUCUUGCAGCGGAUCCAGGAGCAAAGAACACCGAAAACAUGUCUAGAGAUCACGUGAUUGCGGUCGAAAAGGACGGAAUGGUCACCGUUACAGGUGGUAAGUGGACAACUUAUAGACGAAUGGCCGAAGAAGCGGUCGAUAAGGCCGUUGAAAUCGCUGGUCUGGCGGGAGAAGCCGGAAAGUGUCGCACGUUGUCCAUGGGUGUUGUCGGAGCACAUGGAUACACGAAUGAUCUAUUCGUUCGCGUUGCCCAACGAGGCGGGAGUGGCUUCGGUGGUCCCCCCGAUGAAGCGGUUGCAAAGCAUCUCGCGACGUCAUACGGCGAUAGAGCGCUUGUCGUGGCGGACCUGGCGGCUUACUCUCAUCUGUCAAAACGUCUCGUACCAAACCAUCCCAUUAUUGAAGCGGAAGUCGUGUAUGCCGCUCGAGCUGAGUACUGUCAAACUGCUGUUGACUUCCUCUCUCGACGUACGCGUCUCGCAUUUUUAGACGUUGAAGCGGCUGAGAAGUCUUUACCUCGCGUGGUUUCUCUUCUAGGCACUGAGCUCAACUGGUCGUACAUGAGGCGUCGUCGGGAACUCGCAAACGCAAAGGCUUUCCUGUCGACCUUCAGGGCGGCAACCUAG